Neltuma alba is the source of this 2023-nucleotide messenger RNA. RefSeq names its product probable carboxylesterase 11. The coding region runs from base 243 to 1649 and encodes 468 amino acids. The record is from RefSeq and is a predicted model, not a curated record. Gene Ontology annotation, molecular function: hydrolase activity. The transcript is spliced from 2 exons. NCBI's taxonomy places the organism in Eukaryota, Viridiplantae, Streptophyta, Magnoliopsida, Fabales, Fabaceae.
CUUUCCCUGUCUUUGUCUCUCUCCCUGGAGUCUUUUACCUUACCACGUUAUUGGAUUGAAGCAUCAGAUUCAAGCAAUUUUUAGAUUAUAAAACCCUAAUUUAAUCAAUUUUAAUGCCCAAAGAUCGCAGUUUUACGUUUGAACUUAUUGUAAUUUGAAUCUGCAUUUCCCCUUUCUGCGCACACAAUUUGAGAGGGGGGGGUUCUUAGUGGAACGAAUCCUGGAGGAAGAGAGGAGGAGAAAUGCCAAGCGUAGCUGUGAAGCUCUAUAGCGUAUUCUUCAAGAUUCUCUUGAAGCACCGUUUGCAGAGCCGGAUUCAAAAUCCAUCAGAAGUCAAUCCGUUCGGAGUCACGUCUCGUCCCGAGGAAUCCGUUGCUGCGGCUAAUCCUUCCUUCACCGAUGGUAUUGCCACGAAGGACAUUCAUAUUGACCCUUCUACAUCUCUUUCAAUCAGAAUCUUCCUCCCCGAUUCGGUACUUACCCCACCUGAAGCCGAUUCUAAAAUUCCUCCCAAGGCUAAGCCUAAACCUAGGAAUAGAAGACUUGAUCUCGAAUCUGGAUCUGCACAGGUCGAUUCAGCGAAUCGCCAUACAAAUGGAUUACCUACUCGGCGUUAUAGUUUUGGUCCUUCUGGUGCACCAACCAGAGAAGAGCCCAGAAUGAAUGGUUACGGAGGGAGCAAUGACGUAGAGGGAUUAAAUUUGAUGACAAGCGGCGCAGUGUAUAGAGGCUACUCGCCGGAGUUAAAUAACCGUCGUAAAUUGCCGGUAAUGUUGCAGUUUCACGGUGGUGGUUGGGUCAGUGGGAGCAACGAUUCUGCUGCCAACGACUUCUUCUGUCGGCGAAUUGCCAAAGUUUGCGAUGUCAUUGUUCUUGCUGUCGGGUACAGGCUCGCGCCCGAGAGUCGAUAUCCAGCAGCUUUUGAGGAUGGAUUGAAGGUACUUAAUUGGUUGACAAAACAGGCGAACUUAGCUGAAUGUAGUAAGUCGCUCGGGUUACAAAGGGGAAGUGGAACUGAGUUUAAGAAACCUGACGCUCAUAGGCAUAUCGUUGACUCGUUUGGAGCUUCAGUGGUAGAGCCAUGGUUGGCCGCUCAUGCUGAUCCCUCAAGGUGUGUCCUUCUCGGUGUGAGUUGUGGUGCAAAUAUUGCAGACUAUGUGGCUCGAAAAGUUGUAGAAGCUGGCAAACUUAUGGACCCUGUCAAGGUGGUGGCACAGGUCUUGAUGUAUCCCUUCUUUAUUGGAAGUGUUCCCACUCACUCGGAAAUAAAAUUGGCGAACUCCUACUUUUAUGAUAAGGCUAUGUGUAUGCUUGCAUGGAAACUUUUUUUACCCGAGAAAGAUUUUGACCUGGAUCAUCCAGCCGCUAAUCCUUUAGUUCCAGGCCGAGGACCUCCAUUAAAGCUGAUGCCCCCAACAUUGACUGUCGUGGCAGAACUUGAUUGGAUGAGGGAUCGUGCCAUUGCUUACUCAGAGGAGCUACGGAAGGUAAAUGUUGACGCACCUGUUCUGGAGUAUAAGGAUGCAGUACAUGAAUUUGCAACACUUGACAUACUCAUGAAAACCCCUCAGGCCCAGGUCUGUGCCGAGGACAUCUCCAUUUGGGUCAAGAAAUAUAUUUCACAAAGGGGUCAUGAAUUCUCAUAUUGAGGUGGAUAUAACAUUUUAAGACGACGUGGAAAAUCUCUUGCUUUUGAAAUUAGCUCCAGAAGGUGCAUUCUACCACUACCAGGGGCUGGUGGUGAUAUAUUCCUUGAUUUUUUUUUUUUCUCAUGCUUGAUAAAGGCAUUGGUUGCCAACCAAUCGCAUGUUUGCUCCACUUGUCGGUUCUUUUUGUAAGAUAUAGAAUUGUCUAAAAGUAGGAUUAGUUGAGCCUUGGAGAUGCAUUCAUCUCAUGUCACACCCCCACCAUUGGAGGUUCCUGUAAUCUUGAGACCUUUUUGUUUGGUGUAUUGUAUGUAUGACGAUAUACUCUCUCUCAUGAAAAGAUGCCAAAAUUGAGUGAAACUGCUCUCGACGGGUAU